This is a messenger RNA of Galleria mellonella (greater wax moth), 2997 nucleotides long. RefSeq lists its product as uncharacterized. Gene Ontology annotation, biological process: proteolysis. The transcript has 15 exons. Bases 226 to 2958 code for a protein of 910 amino acids. Gene Ontology annotation, molecular function: zinc ion binding; metallocarboxypeptidase activity. NCBI's taxonomy places the organism in Eukaryota, Metazoa, Arthropoda, Insecta, Lepidoptera, Pyralidae. The record is from RefSeq and is a predicted model, not a curated record.
UCAUCUAAAAGCCUAUUCUUACUUCUAGAGUUUUUUUAUAUAAUUAUAAUAUCUAUUUGAAAUCGAUUUCUUUUCGAUACCCAUUCGAUCAUGUCAUAAAUUAACUUACUGGUUAGAACUCGAGCCGUAAUAUCUAGACGAACAAGUGUAAUAAAAUACUCUGUCAAAAUGUCAGUCAAAAAUCCAAUGUGAAUUUUAUUUGACGAUAAAAAUAUUCAGACGAAUAUGAAUUCCAAGUUUUUUGUUACGUUCGCAUUUUUUCUGACCAAUUUUAAACUUUGCCAAAGUAAAAGAUAUGAUAACUUUACUCUGUUCGGAGUUACACCGAUUGAAGUUGAUCAUUUGAAGUUUCUGCAGAAUUUGGAAAAAAAAAAGUACAUAGACAUGAUCUUCUGGAGGAGACCUAUUAAACUAUAUUAUGACGUGCAGUUUAUAGUAAAUCCAACAGAUAAGGAUCUGUUUAAAGAGAGAGCAGCGCAUUUUAGAAUGAAGGCAGAGAUGUUAAUACCCGAUAUUCAACAGGCUUUUGACAAACAAACAAUACAAAGAUACCAACGUUUGAAAGUCGAGUCUUUUUCCUUCAAUUUUUAUCAUUAUUUAGAAGAUAUUUAUCAAUGGCUAACUGACAUAGCAUUGAAAUUUCCGAACAUAACCGAAUUGUUCAAUAUUGGCAAAUCUGCCGAAGGGAGAGAAAUAUAUGUUCUUGAGAUUAAAAGACCAGGAGCGAAUGGGACGGCUAUAGUUGAAGGUGGAAUACAUGGAAACGAAUGGAUCUCAAUCGAAUUUGUAACUUAUCUAGCGCACCAAUUAGUCUACAGCAAUGAAACAGGGAACGGUCGGCUGUCAGAUGUAGCAUACAAAUAUAAUUGGUUUCUAAUACCGAUUGUAAAUCCGGAUGGUUAUGAUUUUACUCAAAAAGUUGAUCGACUGUGGAAAAAAAAUAGACGUAAUGUGGUUGGAGUAUUUGGCGUUGAUUUAAACAGGAAUUUCGACUACAGUUUUGGAACGUACUCUGCCAGUAACAGUCCUAACGAUGAAGGGUACUGCGGCACCUCGCCUUUCUCUGAACCCGAGACGAAGGCGUUGGCAGAUUUUAUUACUGCCAAAAAGGAAAACCUCAAGUUUUACUUCUCUAUCCAUGGUUAUGGCCAGAAGAUUGUAAUACCUUAUUCUGAUAGAAUAAAACAUGUAGAUAAUUAUAAUGAACUGGAAAAUUACGGGAAACAAGCGAUAGUGAAAAUGUAUAAAUUAUUUGGCACCAAAUAUGACGUUGGUACAUUCUACGACACUUUAGGCCUUCGACUUUCUGGAAAUAGCGCUAGUUGGGUGAAGAAAACUUUCAACGUUAAACAUGUCUUCACGCUCUUACUACGGGACAAUGGAACUUAUGGCUACGCACUUCCUCCAGAACAGAUACUGCCAACCUGUAAGGAGGCUGUGGUCGGCAUGGUUGAAUUAAUGACAGCCCGACCAAAACGCGUACGAGCUAACCUCUUCAAUUCGGCAACUGUUGAUGAAGUCUCAAGUAAUCUACUAUUUAUUCUCUUAGGCUUAUCAAACAAUGUAUUUUCUAAAUCUCCAAUUUUAAUAUCGAUGAAAAUGAUGAUACUGAGGUUAACACUUAUAUUAAUAAUGAUAUUACUGCAAACAAAAAAAUGUUUGUCAAAAAAAUAUGACAAUUACACGUUAUAUCGGGCGAUACCAGUGGACGAGAGACAUUUGAAUUUUUUCACGAAUUUGAGUGAAACUUAUAAUGUAAAUUUUUGGAGAAAUCCUGGACUAGUUUACAGACCUGUGGAGUUUAUAAUCGCUCCUGAAGACAUAAAGGCAUUUUCGAGAGAAGUUAAUGCAUCUGGUAUAUAUUUGACUACAAUCAUUCCGGAUGUACAAAGAGCUUUUGAUACGCAAAUAGUGAAACCAUAUAUCAGAAGAAACACGGAAUCAUUUGAUUGGCAAGGUUUUUACCGAUUAAAUGAUAUUUAUAAUUGGCUAAUUGAUCUUAGCAAGUUAUAUCCGGCAGAGGUGCAAUUGCAAAGUAUAGGACGAACUUAUGAAAAUCGAGAUAUACUAACAGUAAGAAUAGUAUUGAAAGGGAGUAAAAUGAGAUCAAGAGUAAUCAUUGAAGGUGGGAUUCAUGCUAGAGAAUGGAUAUCGCCAGCGUUUGUCACAUAUUUAAUUAACGAGAUUAUACAUUCACCAUAUUCAAAUAACGAAGAACUGAAGAAUAUAGCUAUGACUUAUGAAUGGUAUUUCAUACCAGUGGUAAACCCUGACGGAUAUGAAUAUAGCCAUAGGGAGGACAGAUUAUGGAGAAAAAAUCGUCACAACGGUUUGGCCGGGGUUGAUUUGAAUAGAAAUUUUGGCACUGCUUUCGGAACUAUUGGUGUAAGCUUAAAUAAGAAGUCUGAUAUAUACUGUGGCUCAUCGGCAUUCUCAGAGAAGGAAACCCAGGCUGUCUCGAAUUUCAUUCGUUCAAAAAGUGAAAACUUGGAGUACUACAUAGGUUUUCAUUCAUACGGCCAAUAUAUGAUAAUACCGUACGCUCACAUGAGGAAUCACGUUGGAAAUUUUGAGGAAGUGAAAUUAAUGGGAGAGGAAGCAGCACGAAAGAUAUAUCAGAAAUAUGGAACCACUUAUACAGUGGGUACAGCGUAUGAUACCGUAGGAUAUAUGACAUCAGGGGUCAGUGGAUGUUGGGUCAAAGAAACUUUUGAUGUACCAUACGUUAUUACUUUCGAAUUACGUGAUGACGGACAAGAAGGCUUUGCUUUAUCGCCCAAUCAAAUUAUACCAACAUGCACUGAGACAAUGGAUGGAGUCAUAUCCUUGCUGAAGCCCAGAACAAAUAAAUAUACCAAACUGUAUAUAUCCCAAUCGCGAAGUACUAAGCAUAAGCUUUUAAAGAUCGUUGUUUUGUUAUGGAAUUUUCUAUUAUUUAUUAUAUUAAAUUGUUAUUGAUUUGUAUGAAUAAUAAAAUCAUUGCUCUUGUUGCCGAAA